GGAAGCGGAAGUGCGCGCGGGGUGUUUCCCCCCUUUUUUGUGAGAGAGGCUGUUAACUUCGCAAGCUCCGUGUAGUGGUGACGUGACAUUCUUCCCGGUUAUGCUGGGGGAGACUGGAGGGGACGGUGCUCGUUACCGGUGCUGGGCCUGAGUUAACGGCUUCGUGAGGGCUUCCUGUCGCGCGGCUCUCGUCGCGGGGCCGGGCCGGGCCAGGCCGCCGCCGCUUUAGAAGCAAAAGGAGGGGGGAAUCUGCUGUUCUGGAUCAUAUUUGAGUUGUCUUUGAAGUUGCCAAAAUGGUUUUAGCAGAUCUUGGGAGGAAAAUAACCUCAGCAUUGCGCUCUCUGAGCAAUGCUACAAUUAUCAAUGAAGAGGUUUUAAAUGCUAUGUUAAAAGAAGUAUGUACAGCAUUACUGGAAGCUGAUGUCAACAUUAAGUUAGUGAAACAACUGAGAGAAAAUGUCAAAUCUGCUAUUGAUCUUGAAGAAAUGGCUUCUGGCCUAAAUAAAAGGAAAAUGAUUCAACAUGCUGUCUUUAAAGAACUUGUUAAGCUCGUAGAUCCUGGAGUAAAAGCCUGGACACCAACAAAAGGAAAACAGAAUAUCAUAAUGUUUGUAGGGCUGCAAGGAAGUGGCAAAACAACAUCAUGUUCAAAGUUGGCAUACUACUACCAGAGGAAAGGCUGGAAGACAUGCUUGAUAUGCGCAGAUACUUACAGAGCAGGUGCUUUUGACCAGUUAAAACAGAACGCAACAAAAGCAAGAAUUCCAUUCUAUGGCAGUUACACAGAAAUGGAUCCUGUGAUCAUUGCAUCUGAAGGUGUUGAAAAAUUUAAGAACGAAAACUUUGAAAUAAUAAUUGUCGACACAAGUGGUCGUCACAAGCAGGAAGACUCACUCUUUGAAGAAAUGUUACAAGUUGCCAAUGCCAUACAACCAGACAAUAUUGUUUAUGUGAUGGAUGCCUCUAUUGGUCAAGCCUGUGAAGCUCAAGCAAAGGCUUUCAAAGAUAAAGUUGAUGUUGCUUCUGUGAUUGUAACAAAACUGGAUGGCCAUGCAAAGGGAGGUGGGGCACUCAGUGCAGUGGCUGCCACUAAAAGUCCAAUCAUUUUUAUUGGUACUGGAGAACAUAUAGAUGACUUUGAACCUUUUAAAACACAACCCUUCAUCAGCAAGCUUCUUGGUAUGGGAGAUAUUGAAGGACUGAUAGAUAAAGUAAAUGAAUUGAAAUUGGAUGACAAUGAGGCACUCAUAGAGAAAUUAAAACAUGGUCAAUUUACUUUAAGAGAUAUGUAUGAACAGUUCCAAAACAUCAUGAAAAUGGGACCCUUCAGUCAAAUCUUGGGUAUGAUCCCAGGUUUCGGAACAGAUUUUAUGAGUAAAGGCAACGAACAGGAAUCAAUGGCAAGGCUAAAGAAACUGAUGACAAUAAUGGACAGUAUGAAUGAUCAAGAACUUGAUAGUACAGACGGGGCCAAAGUUUUCAGUAAACAACCAGGAAGAAUCCAAAGAGUAGCAAGAGGUUCUGGUGUUUCAACUAGAGAUGUUCAAGAACUCCUGACACAGUACACAAAAUUUGCACAAAUGGUGAAAAAGAUGGGAGGCAUAAAAGGACUUUUCAAAGGAGGUGAUAUGUCAAAGAACGUAAAUCCAUCCCAGAUGGCAAAAUUGAACCAACAGAUGGCAAAGAUGAUGGAUCCCAGAGUUCUUCAUCAUAUGGUGUGUGACUUCCUUGGUGAAAAGAUUGCCUCUGUUUUGGGAAUCAGUACGCCAAAAUACCAGUAUGCCAUAGAUGAAUACUACAGAAUGAAGAAGGAGGAAGAGGAAGAGGAGGAAGAGAAUAAGAUGUCAGAAGAAGCAGAAAGGAGGUUUCAAGAGCAGCAGAACCAGAGUCAAGAGGGGACUGCUGUCCAUACAGCUCAGCCAGAGGCUACAACCUGUAGUACAUUUGUAAAUCUCAACUUUGAAACAGAAGAUCGUCCGCUUGUUGUGGAAAGCAAACAAGAUAUUACUCCAGUGUCUGCUUAGAACGAGAACGAUGCAUUAGAAUUCUUUGCGUAGCAUCCAACGGUGUCUGGUUGUCACUGGAACAGACUUCUGGUCAUGCAGUAGGGUUUCUCCAGCCUCCCCUCCCCUCUGCGCUCCUGAAAUCUGCUUUGAAUGGCUGUAGUGGGGAGGAAAGGCAGGAGAGGCCAUGCCGCUUGAGCAGAAGUCUGCUUGUGUGACAUUGGUUAUCACACCCUGUUUCUUAAUUGUCAAAUGUUUGUAGGCUCUGUUAUGCAUGUUCAGUGGAAUGUAACUUAUUUCAAAGUAUGGUCAGAGAUACUUAACGUCUCUUCAGCCAACAUCUGUCUAAUAAAGGCUAAGACAUUUUGCUUAA
This is a messenger RNA of Podarcis raffonei (Aeolian wall lizard), 2376 nucleotides long. RefSeq names its product signal recognition particle 54 (gene SRP54). The coding region runs from base 294 to 2024 and encodes 576 amino acids. Gene Ontology annotation, molecular function: endoplasmic reticulum signal sequence receptor activity; GTP binding; 7S RNA binding. The transcript has 17 exons. Gene Ontology annotation, cellular component: cytosol; signal recognition particle, endoplasmic reticulum targeting. The record is from RefSeq and is a predicted model, not a curated record. Gene Ontology annotation, biological process: SRP-dependent cotranslational protein targeting to membrane, translocation; SRP-dependent cotranslational protein targeting to membrane. Lineage: Eukaryota; Metazoa; Chordata; Lepidosauria; Squamata; Lacertidae.